AUGCCAGAAGAGAGUCUGAAGAGAUGCUUGGCAUCAAUGGAGACUUAUUGGGUUUUCCAAACAUAUCCGAUUGGAACAAGAGUACUAUUUGCGCAGGAGAAAAAAAGUAGAGACCUCAGGAAGUAUUGUCGGGAGGAACUCUUUCCUAACGUUGAAUUGUGUGUCACGUACCAGACCCUCACGUCACCAUAUGGAAUAUGCAUAGAAAAGCUCCAAAAUGGAACCAUCCCAAUUAAAUCGAGCAAACUUGAAUCCUUCGUCAACGACUUUACACUCUACGGACUAACCCAUAAAUGUCUCCUACUAAAAAACGACAAGGCCGAUCUUGAAAACAUUUUAAUUCAACACUGUGAUAAGGACGCCGGAGUUCACUUUGUGAAGUCUCUGGAGACUUUGAACAAAAGCUAUUCAUGUUGA
Molecule: messenger RNA, 417 nt
Organism: Caenorhabditis briggsae
Lineage: Eukaryota; Metazoa; Nematoda; Chromadorea; Rhabditida; Rhabditidae
Exons: 3
Coding region: 1-417 (138 amino acids)
Source: RefSeq, a predicted model, not a curated record